CUUUCGUGGCAACUCCAUAGAUAACUAUAACUUUGCACGCUUUUCACCCACGACGCAUGGAGGAAAGUAAUACAUACUACAAUAUCAUUACACAUGUCAGACUGGUGGCCGGGGUCCACGCGGAGAGUCUUUGGAUCCGACGACGCCAUCGCGUCGACAUUGUCUAGAUCGCACUUGCACCCACGGCCUAUAAACUUGGCACACAUUGCCAGCGAAUCGAUUUGCGUUGCAAACCAGACACACACAGUAAUUGACAUCUUUGGCACAUCGUAGUAGGUGGGAUCAUGGCAACCUUUGUAACCCAGCCGUAUUCGAUGCCGCAGACGUCCAGCGCCCCAUCUCGGCGGGAGCCAGAACAACAGUUCGCACCGGACGACGACGCUGGAAAGAAGAAAAAGACAAAGAGGAGAAAAGUCAACCAUGCAUGCCUAUACUGCCGUCGAAGUCAUAUGACAUGCGACGAAGGUAGGCCUUGCCAACGAUGUAUCAAACGUGAGAUUGGCCAUCUAUGCCACGAUGAACAGCGCCCACCAAAAGCAACUGCGAAACCCGAAGCUGUGACACCUACCAGCACAGAACCAUCACAACCUCCUCAGUCAGUAUACCCAAGCCCUGCUAUUCCCCAAUCAACGAGCACGUCCUGGUCGAUGAAUGUCCCUCAAAAUACUUUUCUAUACCAACCCGAGACACUUGGCAACGAGUUCUCCGUCCUCACGGACUUUUUGGAAACACUCGACGACGGUUCAUUCUUCACUCCACCGCCACGGGCAGUCACACCGUCUCUGUCAUCUUUCCCCAACACGUCGCCGGAGACCAUGAGCAGUGCAUACGUCACUACAGCUCCUCCCCCAGCAGAUAACGCGACCAAUCCGGCACCUCCCCCUGAUCCGCUGAAAGAAGAAGAGCCAGUACCCCCUUUACUCCCAUCUGCGACCAAAGCGGAGAAAUUUCUUCUCACUGCUGCCGAUCAGGAACCGGGAACGAGAGAUGAGCGCUUGAAUCGCGUCAUUCAAAGCAAGUAUGAGGCAGGUCUGCUCAAGCCGUACGACUACGUCAAGGGCUAUGCACGCUUAUCAGUCUGGAUGGAUAGGAACGUGUCGAAACAGUCUAAACAGCAGAUACUACAGCCUUUAUCCAUUCUUCGUCCCAAGUUCAGGGCCGUAGCGCAGUCCCUACGAGACAUUGACCUCGUUUUCAUUGAAGAAGCCUUCGAGCGAUUGUUAUUAGACUAUGACCGCGUCUUCUCCGCGAUGGGCGUUCCAGCUUGUCUAUGGCGCCGUACGGGUGAAAUAUACAAGGGAAACCGCGAAUUUUCUGAACUCGUUGGUGUGGAUGGCUACAUGAUGCGCGAUGGCCGACUCUGCAUUUACGAGCUUAUGGCUGAGGAAUCCGCUGUCAAUUAUUGGGAGAAAUACGGACAUGUUGCCUUCGAUACCACUCAGAAGGCAGUGCUCACGUCGUGUGUGUUACGGUAUAAGCCCGUCAUUAACACCCAUUCCUCGAAGCGUAAGAAGAACGACGAGGACGGCCCGAGCGAAGAAGGGCACGUGAACUGCUGCUUUUCGUUUACUAUUCGGAGAGACAAGUGGGGAAUCCCUACCAUGAUCGUUGGUAACUUUAUCAAGUGCUGACAACUUGCAAACCCGUGUCCGUGCCUCGCCAGGACAGGAAACGGACAGACCUUGUCACUGCAGAGGAAUAAACUUCGCAGAGCAUGCUGGAUGCCUAAUUACUCUGCGCUCCCGCGAACAGGACGUGACGAUUGUUAUUUG
Pisolithus orientalis is the source of this 1772-nucleotide messenger RNA. RefSeq lists its product as uncharacterized. The transcript is spliced from 10 exons. Gene Ontology annotation, molecular function: zinc ion binding; DNA-binding transcription factor activity, RNA polymerase II-specific; RNA polymerase II transcription regulatory region sequence-specific DNA binding. Gene Ontology annotation, cellular component: nucleus. NCBI's taxonomy places the organism in Eukaryota, Fungi, Basidiomycota, Agaricomycetes, Boletales, Pisolithaceae. Gene Ontology annotation, biological process: regulation of DNA-templated transcription. The record is from RefSeq and is a predicted model, not a curated record. Bases 285 to 1631 code for a protein of 448 amino acids.